Messenger RNA from Suillus fuscotomentosus, 1641 nucleotides. Its product is annotated as pyridoxal phosphate-dependent transferase. The transcript is spliced from 12 exons. Gene Ontology annotation, biological process: biosynthetic process. Gene Ontology annotation, molecular function: transaminase activity; pyridoxal phosphate binding. The record is from RefSeq and is a predicted model, not a curated record. The coding region runs from base 1 to 1641 and encodes 546 amino acids. Lineage: Eukaryota; Fungi; Basidiomycota; Agaricomycetes; Boletales; Suillaceae.
AUGAGUGUCGAGAAGCGCACACAGUCUAUUGAUCUCUCUCACCACCUUUCCGAGUUAUCAAAGGCUAGGCUAACCUCUCCAUUGAAGGGGCUCAUGAAGUACUUCAACCAGCCAGGAAUUCUGUCCCUCGCAGGAGGCCUGCCUAGUCCUGCGUAUUUCCCCGUCUCUGACAUUUCUGCAAAUGUUUUGGUACCAGAAUCAUUUGCUCUCACUCCGACCGAGUCGUCCACCUCUUUGUCAUGGCUAUGGAAAUUAUUUGGUACUAGCCACAAUGCAACCAAGGAGAGGACUCAGGCUGUCACCAUUCCAAAGUACCCUGCCAUCAAAGGGGAUAUCAGCCUAGCCGACUCUCUUCAAUAUGGCCCAGCAGUCGCACAGGCGCAGUUACAAGAUUUCUUGAAACACUUCAUUUCUGAGGUCUAUCGUCCAGCUUUUAGGGACUGGACCGUCCUUAUCGACACUGGUAAUACAGAUGGGUGGUCGAGAGCCGUUAUGACGCUAUGCAACCCCGGUGAGGGCGUACUUUGUGAAGAGUGGACUUAUCCUUCCGCCAUGGCAUCAAUGAUCCCUUUCAAUAUCCUGCCUGUACCUGUGGCCAUGGAUGGAUUAGGCAUGAAGAGCGAUGACCUCGAGAACUUGCUGUCGCGAUGGGAUCCAGUUUCACGUCAAAUGCCAAGGCCUCAUGUUAUGUAUAUUGUGCCUGUCGGACAGAACCCGAGUGGUUCGACGAUGAGUGUUGCUCGCAAGAAGCAGAUUUAUGACAUCUGUGUCAAAUACGACGUAAUAAUAGUCGAAGACGAUCCAUAUUACUUUCUUCAAUUGGGCAUGUACGCAUUUAAAGACGACAGGUCCCCUAGUGCGACUCCUUCUGGAAAACCGUCAGCCGACGAAUCUAAGCGAUAUGUCUCCACUCUGACCCCUAGCUUUUUAAAUUUUGACUACGAGGGACGCGUGAUCCGUCUCGAUACCUUCUCAAAGACCAUUGCUCCUGGUAGUCGACUGGGAUGGUUCACGUGCAAUCCUGUCUUUGCAGAAAGGUUAGAGAGACAAGGAGAGACAUCAGCUCAGUCCCCAUGUGGCUUUGGACAGGCCGUUAUAACGAAGAUCUUGACGCAUUGGACCUAUGAUGGUUACAUCCGCUGGCUCAGGGGUUUGCGAACAGAAUAUCAGCAACGCCGCGAUUUCUUCAUUGAUUGCCUCGCGGAGGAAUUCCAUUUGCACGCGGUUCCUGCAGUUGCAGGCGUCUGGGAAGGCUGCAUCAUGUACCAGGCAUCAUCCAAAGUCAAGAAGAGCACUGGUAUGACCGAGAAAUACUCGGCCCAGAAUCGUACAAUGUUUAGCUUCGUUCCCCCAGUUGCGGGAAUGUUCGUAUGGAUGCGACUUCAUCUCGACCAACAUCCCUCAUUCGCACCAGGAGAUAGAGAUACCUUGGAAACAAAGUUAUGGACGAAAUUAGGAGAGAAUGGUGUCUUAUUUGGGCCUGGAUGGAUGUUCGCAGCCAAUGCGAUGGCCGAAGACCCUGACCACAACGACUCUGGCCAUUUCCGCAUCAGUUUCAGCAAUGUUGAGUUCGCCGACCUCAAGAAAGCGGUCACUAUCUUUGGACGAGUUAUUCGAGAGUUCUUCCAAGAGGAUUUGUAG